Molecule: messenger RNA, 747 nt
Organism: Plasmodium vinckei vinckei
Lineage: Eukaryota; Apicomplexa; Aconoidasida; Haemosporida; Plasmodiidae
Product: tubulin-specific chaperone, putative
Exons: 1
Coding region: 1-747 (248 amino acids)
Biological process (GO): post-chaperonin tubulin folding pathway; tubulin complex assembly
Molecular function (GO): alpha-tubulin binding
Source: RefSeq, a predicted model, not a curated record
AUGAAUGACUACAUAAAAGUUGAUUUAAUACACAACUUAUAUAAAAAUAAAAAAUGGAAAGAAAUCAAAUUAAAUAAGUUUGACACAUUAAGUAAUAUUAAAAAGAAAAUUUAUGGACAUACAGGAACUUCAGUAGAUAAUAUGAACUUAUAUGCAUACGAUGAAUUAAAUAUUGAAAAUACACAAAUUUUUUUAAAUAACAAUAAACUAACUUUAAAUGAUUAUGGUGUAAAAGAUAAUUAUAUAAUUUAUAUACAUGACACAAAUCCAACAUCCCAUAAUGAUAUUAUAUAUAAUAUAGAUGAUGAAAAAAAUCUAGAAAAAUUAAAACAUUUAAAAUAUGAAAUAAAUGAUGAGGAUUAUAAUAAAAGACAAGAUACUUUUAGAAAAUUUAUUCAAAAAAUUAAACAAAAUCAAAAAAAUAAUUUACCAACAAAUCAAGAAGAAAAUGCACAAAAUAUAAAUCAUAAUUUAUAUAAUCAAGAAUUAUAUAAAAUAGGAAAUAGGUGUAGAAUUAUAAUAGGUGAUAGAAGAGGAACUCUAAAAUUUGUUGGAAAUUUAAAAAAUAAUGAUAUUAUUUAUGUUGGUGUAGAUUUAGAUGAACCUUUAGGAAAUUCCGAUGGAUUUUAUCAAAAAAAAAAAUUAUUUGAAUGUAAAGGAGACAAAUAUGGAUAUAUAGGAAAUAUUAAUUCGAUUGAAGUCGGAGAUUUCCCUCCUUUUGAUAUAAUGGAUUUUGAUGAGUUCUAA